Molecule: messenger RNA, 4012 nt
Organism: Colias croceus (clouded yellow)
Lineage: Eukaryota; Metazoa; Arthropoda; Insecta; Lepidoptera; Pieridae
Gene: pot
Exons: 20
Coding region: 295-2865 (856 amino acids)
Source: RefSeq, a predicted model, not a curated record
CUGUCAGCGCCCGCGCACGUCGCUCAGCGCCGCAACUCCGCGCCUUACUGUCAACGUGCCGUUAUAGUGUUUCAUAAUAGUUCUGUGAUUGUUGAUUUUUUAAUUGCAACGCAAUUUUGGACCCGAACAUCAGACGACGAAAGAGAUAACGAACGUCUUUAUGCAGCCAUAAAAGAUUACUGUAUCUAUGGAAGACAACAUAGCUAUAACGAGAAACGAGACAAAGAUGUGACGAAGUUUUCCCGCCAGAACGAAACCCGCCAUCUUGUGUUAGAAAAUAAAUUUUAUUCAAAAAUGGCGCUAUUUUGGUGCGCACUGGUUUGCGCGUUCGCCGCUGCGCAGGCGCAGUCCAACUAUGGAUCACAAGCGAACGACAUCGCGUACCAGGGUGAGGGCUUGCCGGAGCAGACCGUGCUUGAUGGAAAGGUCACAAAACUCGACGACCUAAGUCCUGUGAUAUUUUUAAAUCGAACGAGAGCGGCGCUCAACUGUGCUGCAGGUUCUAUGCAGAUCGAAUUAAAAUUCAACGAGAAAUUCUAUGGGAUCGCGUACGCUGAUUUCGACCGAAACUCCGCCUGCCAAGUGGCAGGCAAGGGCGCUACUUCGUACAAACUGGAGUUGCCUCUCAAGGGAUGUGGCACCAAACAGGACCCCCUCCGAGUGUUCACCAACAACAUAGUGGUGAGAUUCCACCCCGGGCUGGAGAUGGAUGGCGAUGAGGUGAUCACCAUCGUCUGCAGAUACCCACCUCCCAUAGUGGCUAUCAACGAACCUUUGCUUGCUACGAACGAUGUACCAGGUCCACUCCCAGCGAAAGCUCCUCUCGCAGGAACCCACAUACUCAUGAUCAUCUGCGCAAUUCUCUUCUUGACUCUUCUUCUCUUGGGUCUUGGAGUCUCCUACUUAUGCUUGAGAAGAAGAGCUCUGCCAGCUCCGAGACGGUUGAUUGAUGAUUCUUCUGCGUCUAUUAUUAGUAGAGAGAGUAUUCAGGAGGUGAAGAUCCCUCGCGCACACCCAGUAUACCCAGCAGCGGAAAGCGCAAGUGUGGCCUCAGAUACGAUCCCAUCAGACUAUCCUUCAGAGACGCCAAGUGAAGCGGAACAUGCGCAUGCUAAUGCUGGCUUUAUGAUCGAUGAGUAUCAGAGUGAAGGCUACCACGAGUCUCAGUCCCGCUCGCGUGCAGGCGCGGCGCCGGCGUUCGACGUGCGCGUCCGCGUGCAGCGCCCGCCCGCACCGCCCUCACCGCAGUCCACUAUCACUACUACGGAGGUCGAUGGUGGGAGUAUGAGACAGACGCUAAUAGAAGAGCACGAGCGCCAAGAAUCUGUACGCACAGUAUCCCCUGGCGCAUUGCCGCUCCCAGCUCGUGCAGCGCACGCGCAGCCACCGGAGCGCCCGCCGCGACCGCCGCUGUAUACUGAGGUGCAGCGGGAGAGACAGGAGUGGUCCCGUCGUCCGAGGUCCAUAGUGUCACUGAACACUGAGAUGACAGACACGCACUCUGUCACGGAAGUGACGGACGGGUCACAUGCCAGAAUGUUCCAUAUUAAGAAGCCACCUCCACCACCUCCCGUUAUGAGGGAGCGCUUGGAGACAGAAGAACAAGAGAUGCUGAUGGAGAGCCUCGAACCCAUGCCAGAAACGCCUAUCAUGCCUGCCAGGAAACCAGAGAUAACAUCGCACGUGGUAGACGACGUGUUCCUCCGAACCAUAACCGAGAAGAAGACCAUAGAGGACAUAGAGCGGCACAAGCGCCUGGUGACGGAGUACCAGCAAGUGCCGCCUCCAGCGCCGCACUUCGAUGUGACGAUCCGGAACCACACGCUCCCGGACUCGCAUUGGGAGAACUUCUCGGAUAUAAGCUCCGCGUCCGGGAUGACGCUGACGCCGAAAAUGGAGAGGGUACCUAUGUCGCUGCCGCCUCAGAAGUUUAUUGGUAAAGGCGGUCCAGAUCUCUUCUCCCCCGAGCUAAUCAAGCAAACAGCCACAACCUACCAGCCCUCGUCACCCGAUCUUCCACUGCUACCAGAACUGCCUCCAGCGAGGAACCCACUGUUCAGGGAGGAAGAUGAUGAUGAUGUACCGGAACCCACUCCAGCACCACCCGUACCUCCCAAUUGGAGUGUGCUGACCAGGGUUUUGAAGACCGAGGCGCAGGAUGAGGUGCUAUCCGAAACCGAGCGUUCCUACCGCCUCACCCGUUCCGAGCGUCUCCGCUGGCGCGAGCUCAUAACCCACGAGAGCACGCUCCGCCGCGAGCUCGCACGUUCGUCCACGCGCGAGGACUUCACGCGACUGGCGCGCGACCAGCGGUUCGCGCCCUUAUAUACCCCGCCCAAGUGGGAGGUCAUUAUACGGAUACUAGCGCCGCCGCCGGAUAAACCGAAGAACCGUUACCGCAAGAAGAGCGAAUGGGACUCCCGUUCCCGGCGCAGUUCGCUCCCCACUCUGUACGAGUACGACAGUGACGCGACCUCACUGAGGGAACCGCGCUCACGCAGGUCGUCUUAUAGAAGCGAUCAUGUGGAUAUGAGAUCGAUGUCAGAGAUGAUGGUGGACUACGCCCGCGAGCGCGCGGACACACACUCGGAGGUGUCGGGCACGUUGUUGGGACGGUACUAUGACGACGAUAGCGAUUCGGAACACCAGUAUGGGCAGAACCCUUCGUGGCGCAAUUCCCUCCACCGCUCCGUGAGCCAACCGUCUCUUGCGCGCUCCGCGACCGAAGUGACGGAACAGUGGACGGUGCCCGACGGUGACGUCACACCCACGCCAGGACGGAGGAUGAGAGGACCACAAGGCUUGACGACUUUCACAUCGUCUGAAGUUCGGACAUUCCAAGCGACGAGAGAAUGGCGGGAAUAAACGCAGCUGUCAAAAUAAUUUCCGAACGAAUACUCUUGUACCUACAGGAAAUAUUUCAAAAGCAACCAUAGAUGAAUACGCGUGAAAAAAAAUCUCGAGAUUUAAUAUUGUCUAUGGUUUGUUAUAUUUCAACAGUGAAAGCUGAAUGAAAAGCUCAUUUCUUUGUGAUACUUGAUCACUGCCUUUAUGUGACAAUAAAAUCUAUGUUGAAUUUGUGAUUAAUCGACGUACUUAUUUUUUACUUGAAAUGUACCUUUUUAUAAGGAAAUUCCGUCCAAUUCUUAUUUUUUAGAAUAAAAUCUAUUUACUCUUUAUAUGCUUUUCUAUUAACAAUUUCUAUGACAAUGGAAUCUCGCAUAUUGUUAAGUUUUAAAUAACAAAUGAUUAUAAAUAAUAAUUAAUACGUAACUAAUACUAUUCUCAUAAUUCUUCCAUAUUUAACUAACAUUGUGCCAAUUUUUAUUGAAAUAAUAACAGAUAAUUAUACUAUACAAUGUACAAGCUAUAAUUAAAAUAAACCAGAAUUUUCUAAUGUAAAACAAUAUUUACUUCCUGUUACCAAUACUAUGGUCUAUGACUAAGAACAAAUACUGUAAAAUAAGUUGCCAAUAUAGAAAUAAAAAAAAGUAAAGAAAAAAUAAAUUGGCGCCAAAAUUGUUUUUUUUUUUUUUAUCAGAACUGUCAGUAGAUGUAUAUUUUUAAUUUAAGUCUGACAAACCUGCCAGUGCCUAUUGCUUCUAAUUUCGUGCUUAACUUAGCUGUAAAUAAAAUAAACGGAUUGUCUAUACCUAGCGAAUGAGGCAAAAGUACUUUUUUAAGCGCGUUUUCUUAUUUUGCCUCCUUUGCUAUGUGAGUUUGGAUUUAGGAAAGGGUUAAAGUCACGGUUUUGUAGAUGUUUAUAUAACGUGGAUAUUUUUACGUUUAUUUUUGAAAAUAUUGCAGAAUUUAAAAUUGUAAGCACCAAGCCAUAGCAUUAAUAAUGCAAACGAUUGUAAAACAAAGGUUUCAUUUUGUAAAAAUGGGGCCUUGUUUUGGGGUGCUAAGGAUAGAUAAAAUAUAUUGAUUAAAAUAGAAUUAAACACAAAUGUAUUUACCUACCAAUUAAUUAGAUUACUUGAUGAAUUUAAUAAAUGUACUUACAUUCCAA